ACUGCGCAGGCGCUGCUCACACUUCCUUUUCCGAGUAGCCGCCGAGAUGGCCGAAGUGGAGCAGAAGAAGAAGCGGACCUUCCGCAAGUUCACCUACCGUGGCGUAGACCUCGACCAACUGCUCGACAUGUCCUAUGAGCAGCUGAUGCAGUUGUACAGCGCCCGCCAGAGGCGGCGCCUGAACCGUGGGCUUCGGCGGAAGCAGCACUCGCUGCUCAAGCGCCUGAGAAAGGCCAAGAAGGAGGCGCCACCCAUGGAGAAGCCCGAGGUGGUGAAGACGCACCUGAGGGACAUGAUCAUCCUGCCCGAGAUGGUAGGCAGCAUGGUGGGCGUGUACAACGGCAAGACCUUCAACCAGGUGGAGAUCAAACCUGAGAUGAUCGGCCACUACCUGGGCGAGUUCUCCAUCACCUACAAACCCGUGAAGCACGGCCGGCCUGGGAUCGGCGCCACUCACUCCUCCCGAUUCAUCCCUCUUAAGUAGCCGAGGCCAAUAAAGACUCAGUUUUUGGUCCCUGGA
Molecule: messenger RNA, 520 nt
Organism: Mus pahari (shrew mouse)
Lineage: Eukaryota; Metazoa; Chordata; Mammalia; Rodentia; Muridae
Gene: Rps15
Product: ribosomal protein S15
Exons: 4
Coding region: 47-484 (145 amino acids)
Biological process (GO): translation; ribosomal small subunit assembly
Cellular component (GO): ribosome; cytosolic small ribosomal subunit
Molecular function (GO): structural constituent of ribosome; RNA binding
Source: RefSeq, a predicted model, not a curated record